This is a messenger RNA of Corticium candelabrum, 1312 nucleotides long. Its product is annotated as thyrotropin receptor-like. The transcript has a single exon. Gene Ontology annotation, molecular function: G protein-coupled receptor activity. Gene Ontology annotation, biological process: G protein-coupled receptor signaling pathway. Gene Ontology annotation, cellular component: plasma membrane. Lineage: Eukaryota; Metazoa; Porifera; Homoscleromorpha; Homosclerophorida; Plakinidae. The record is from RefSeq and is a predicted model, not a curated record. The coding region runs from base 8 to 1303 and encodes 431 amino acids.
UCUUUGGAUGUCAUUCUAUAUACUCAAGCAACUUGCAACUAUGACGUCUAUAGACGAGACCGUGCCGUUCACAUCAAACAUGUCGGCUCAUUGGCUGAUAGAGAGACCAGGCCUGACGUCUCAUGCUUGGCACGUCAUCGUCUGGUUCGUCAUGUUUGUUGGAAUCGUCGGUAACGUUUUCGUCUUUCUGUGGCGAUGCAUGAGAAAGGAUUCGCGCCGUCGAGUCAUCUCACUUGUCAUAUGCAGCCUAGCAUUGGCAGAUCUUCUUUGGUACUGUCGUCAGCUCUUGCAAGAAGUGAUCAUUCUCUACCCGAUCUUUGUAGCCGAUGAAAAUCAAGGAUUCGAGUUUAGCGAAAGAGAUAGACGACUAUGUCUCAGUAGCACGUUUAUUGGAUACGUUUCUUGCAACGCUAUUAUGCUGUCGGUCCUCGCCAUCGGUCUGCACUGCUACAUGACACUCAGAGGAAGCCGUUUUCGAAACAAGUUCAUUGUACUUUUGGUUUUAGUUGCCUGGAUUGUUUCGAUUGGCGUUGCAACGUCGGCAGUUCGAGAGUCAGCGAUGCAUCUGCUGCCUUCCGAUGAUGUCACUAAGUCGCCAAUAAGGUUUGACCGAGGUGCUUACUCGUUGAUAAUAAUGAUCGGAUGUCUGGAACCGUUUACUGAGGAAAGGAUGACAAUGUAUCCUAUCGUUGUUUCUUCUAUCAAUGCUUUGUGUUCUAUUAUAUGUGCCGUGGUGUAUAUUUGCUUCUGGCUAAAGAUUAGGAAGAGUGAUUUCGACCCUAGAAACAGCGGGUGCCAGGAGUUGAAGGGUCUGCAAAUCCGUUUGACAAUCAUUUCAGCAAUAAGCUUGAUUUGCUGGUGGCCGUCUUUUAUUCUUUAUUUGACUUACUACUUUCAAAAGAAAUUGUUGCUUAGUGACCCUCCUCCUCUUCCAGCUGUAGAGAUAAUUUUGUUGUUGACUGCUGUCGUCAGUGCCGUUAACCCCUUUGUUUACACUAUUGCUUCUAAGACCGUUUUAAAGAGAACAGGUUUUCUUUGCUCAUUUAACUUCUGUCGCCGUCGAAACGACAAAGAAACCAUUAAAGUCUAUUUUCCAAGAUACGAUUUUAAGAAAAGGCGUUUUUGGAAAUGUCGCCGGUUUUGCAAAAGGUGUUGCUGUGGAUCCUUUCACUUCUCGACUGCCGUCUCUGAUGAUAACGUUGAGGAGAUUCGACUGCCGUUGUUAGACGACUCUGAAAUCACGGAAGAAACAAAACUGUUUUCUGAGACUUGUCGUAACUCUGAACUGCAAGAAAGGGACUGAAUGCUAUAC